CGGGAGGUGAGACCGCGUUCCAAGGCAUUUCGCGCCGAACCUCCGCGCGCGACUCACGUGUCGCGACGCUCGAAGUACCGCGCGCGUACGAUCGAUACAUAUUGUUAUAAACGCUGUGCUUGUGACGUUACUCUUUAUUUAUGUGCAAUGUGCUAUGGAGUUUUUUUAUGUGUGAUCGCCCCUGAGAGGGCUCUGUAAUCAGUGUACUCUCAUUUUGGAAGUUUACUAUCAGGGCCCGGCAUGCUGAAACACGUGGCGGUGUCGCCGCACCGCGCGCGCGCAGACUCUGUCAGUCUCGCGUCUUCAGCUUCCUGCUGCAGCCUCGGCAGCCUCGAGCACCGGCACGACUCCGUCACUGAUCUGUCUCAUAGAACGACGACAAUAAAAGUGUACGCACGCUGCCUCAGGCCAGACAUUGAGUACAAAACGCUGUCGGUGACGUGGGGCACUCGGGCGCAGGAGGUGGUCUCCACACUCCUGGGCAAGUUCCGCAUGAGGCACAGAGACCCGAGGCUGUUCUACCUCAGCAUGGAAGUCAGAGUGAGGGCCGCGGGACUAAGGACCACGCUGGUCUUAGAUGAUGAUGCAAGACCUGCAGCGCUUCAGGCGUGCCAUCCCAAGGGAUAUUCGAAGUUCCAGCUUCAGAUGCGUCCUGGUGGUUUGAUCAAGAUCUACGACUCAGCGCUGAUGUCCUCCUCGCAGUACAAGUGCCUGCUGACCAGUGAGAGGACCACGGCAGACGAGGUCCUGGCCAUUUUGCUGCACUGCUACGAUUCCAAUGAGGGUGUCGAGAGGUUCUCGCUCUAUGAGGUCAGUCCCUCGCAGGAGUACGAGCGAAAGUUACACCCUGAUGACCUUCCCCUGAUGGUGCAGCGCGCCUGGCCUGUGGACAGCGACUGCCACUUCAGGGUACGGAGGAAUCCAAGAGCACCUCCCUUACCGCCCCGGAGUCUACCUCCUCCCGAAGAAACCCCCUCCGAAGACGAGGAACCUUCCAGAGCAUUAUCAGCUCUCUCCCUCGAAGCUGAAGGCGAGAAGAGAAGAUAUAGCCCCGUCUACAAGUUCCCCAGCAUCAGCUACUGUAGGGAAACCAAGAAUGACUAUUUGUACAUCUGACUAGCCGUGUACUUAGCCAGGUUUAGACGAUUAAAGUGCCGCGCCAAAGGCCGCAAGCACCUGGAUGGAACAGUGAGAAAGCGACUCUUGUGAAGUGUAAAUAACGUACAGUUUUGUGUAAAGUGUAAAUACGGAUUAUGGAUUGCUGAGGUGUUUGGUGUAAGCUUUGGGCCCUCUCUGAUGGAACGGAGUGAAUCGAUGUGGAAUUUGACAAAUGGCCCAACGUCCUUUAGGACUACGGCUUUGUUAUUAGAAUCUCCGAGUAGUUUCAAUCAGCUAGGGUUCUCAGUGAGUGUGAAACCAAAGAGUUGUUGCAAUAAUGUUUGUAAUUAACCUAAUGAGGCAGUUAUUAAUAAGUCAUAGAAAGAUCCAGAACGAUGUCAGUAUUCAGAGUUAUCUGGAAUAGUCCAGACCAGUUAACAUGACUUCAAAAUAAAUACAGGAAUAUUGUCAAGAAGUCACAAGUGAAUUGCUAGUACUAAGAUGGUCAUAGCUUUUGCCAUUGUAUUACUUAAGGCGCUACUCAAAGUAAAUGGUAGACAGAGCCUAUAUUUUGUAUAUUUGUGAUGUAGAAAAUGCUUAAAUGCGAUUUUUAUUAGCAAUGAGGACAUUAUUGUUCGUUAAAUGUGAAAAAUUAAAACCAUAUUUUUGUAUGAGGAAUAGAGCUAAAAUAGUGUUUUAUGUACCUAAAGCAAAUCUCUCUGGUGUAGGUACUAUUUUUGCUAGAAAAAUCAAACUAUAUUCUGGAUAUUUCUUAAUUUAUAUUUGUAUAAAAUCUCCGUAAAAUGUUGCAACUAUUAAAAUGUAAUUCUAUGAGAAUGUAUAUAAUUAAUGUAUUAUUUAGCUAGUAGACACCAAAGAGGCACGCGAGCGAUAAUAUUAUGAAGAAUUAGAUUUAUUUAACAACUGUUACGCGUUUUAAUGUUUAAUUUAUUUAAUAUGGCUGCCUGACGGGCGCCAGUGACAUGUUGAACAUCAUCGAAUUUACUUCAAACACGUCUAAUAAACUGCGAUAUGUUUUUGAAAA
Spodoptera frugiperda (fall armyworm) is the source of this 2143-nucleotide messenger RNA. RefSeq lists its product as uncharacterized. The transcript has 5 exons. Gene Ontology annotation, biological process: signal transduction; positive regulation of epidermal growth factor receptor signaling pathway; positive regulation of fibroblast growth factor receptor signaling pathway. Bases 241 to 1116 code for a protein of 291 amino acids. The record is from RefSeq and is a predicted model, not a curated record. NCBI's taxonomy places the organism in Eukaryota, Metazoa, Arthropoda, Insecta, Lepidoptera, Noctuidae.